Molecule: messenger RNA, 1450 nt
Organism: Linum trigynum
Lineage: Eukaryota; Viridiplantae; Streptophyta; Magnoliopsida; Malpighiales; Linaceae
Source: the annotation of a GenBank genome assembly
UGACGAAUGACGAUCUUUCUGCUUACAACUUUCAUAGUGAACACAAAUCCCAUUAUCACCGUCAUCAUCACCAACUCACAGCAGUUUCAGAGCAAAGGUGACAACUUUCUUCUCCCAUCUUCCAAAUCCGCAAAAUCCCAACUCUCUACACCAUCAGCAGCUCUCCCACUUUCUUCCCCGGCGUCGCCAUGCUCUUCCAAUGGUACGUCCAUGGCCGCCACCACCCUUCAUUUCACCGGACGCUUUUCUCCUAUAUUUCUCUCCUCGCCCUCCCUUUCUCUCUUUUCCUCCUCUGUCACCUUUCCGCCACUCUCUUCCGCCGCCGCCGCCCCCGAAACGACGACGUUUCUUUACCCCCAACUCAACAAAAUGAAGAAGGAGAAACAGCUUUUUCCUGCUCUUCCAUGGUCUCGUCGUCGGAAGAUGAUGGUAAUCACGGCACCGGCGCCGGCGAUUCCGGGUCGAAUCAGAAGAGGGAGUUUGUCAUUUGUGCCGUGUGUGCUUCGAGACUGAUUGUAUCCGGGUCGAAUCGGACAUGGGUUCCGGCAGCGGCCAUUGAAGAGGGGAGAUUGAAGCGAGAACAGGGUGGUUUUAUGGUCUUUGAAUCGAAUUUUGUCGCUUCCUCUGGCGGGAAUGGUAAAACAGGGGAGGAAGCCGCCAUUGUUGAUGAUGGUGGGGGAUUGAGACGUAAAGGAAAAGAAUUCGUCGUUUGUACAUCUAGCUUGGUUGAUCAGAGUGGUAGGGAUGAAACAGAGGAGAAUAAAGCCGCCAUUGACGAGGGUACGUCAAGGAAGAAGGUAGAAUUCAUCAUUUCUACCUCCACCGCGGCUCCAGCUGGACUGCGUGAUGGUAAAUCAAGCUCCCCAGACAUAAUUGAUGAGAAUGAAUCGAGCUCGAAGCAAGAAAUCGUCAUACGGACGUCGAAAUCGACUGUUCAAAAUUGUGACAUAGGAACAGGGGACGCCAUCACCAAUGACCAGGAAUCGAUUCCAAAUGAAGAAACCGCGGUGGACGAAUUCUUCAGCUGCGUUUCGGGCAUGGUUCCGAUUGUUACUGGUGGGUCUGAAUCAGGGCCCACCAUUGAUCUUGUUCGAUUGAGCAUAGGGGAAGUGGAAGAAGAAGAAGAAGAAGAAGAAGAAUUGGGGUCGUGUGCGAAGCUGUUAAGGGCUAUUGAUGAUGAUGAACUACAAGAAGAAAAAGAGAAGUAGUCGUUAGUGCUUCUAGUUUGGCGCCCGGGAUGGUUGGUGAUGGUGAAAUUGAGGCCGCCAUUGGUCAUGGACUCAUGGUAAAUCGAGCUUCAAAGAAGCUGCUGCUCCCAUGAAGUUUGCGGCGGAGUUUUAGCAACGAUCUAUGGUAGAGCGUUUUGAAGUUAAAACUGUGAAGUCUUUAUUCUUUUAGUUUUUUCAUUUGUCAUUCUUUUUUAGACUCGGCAUAAAAGCAAGAUCCACCA